This is a messenger RNA of Polistes dominula (European paper wasp), 3019 nucleotides long. RefSeq names its product pickpocket protein 28. Gene Ontology annotation, biological process: sodium ion transmembrane transport. Lineage: Eukaryota; Metazoa; Arthropoda; Insecta; Hymenoptera; Vespidae. Gene Ontology annotation, cellular component: plasma membrane. The record is from RefSeq and is a predicted model, not a curated record. Gene Ontology annotation, molecular function: ligand-gated sodium channel activity.
AAUGCAACAAAUAAGAUAGACUCUGCAUCUACCAAAAAAUGUAUUUUAUAAAAUACUGAUCAAAAGAAUACUUGUAAUGGUGGUAAAGGGUUUGAUGGUAUCAAGAUACUUGUAAUUUGUACAAGAUAAGAUAUAAUUAAAAAAAGAAAAAAAAAACCUUUUGUUAAACACAGUUAUAACGAAUAAUCGUAAUCUCGUCGCAUUAAAAUUGUAAUCUUAAAUUCUCAUCAUUGGUGAUUACUUACUAGUCGUCGAGUGAAACAUGGAACGCCCAUGGAAAAAUUAUGAAAAUAAUAAUUUUCAUUUAUCAAUGUGUAUCAUAUAUAUAUACAUAUACAUAUAUGAACGUAUAUGUUGGAACCUUUUCUAGUCAACAAGGAGGGUAAAAUCGAGCCAAGGGUAAGUACGUAAGCAUCUUUCUAUGAAACCUGAUAAGGUGUCCUCGUCAUUGUCAUACCUUUAGUCAGUCGGCAACCUUCAUCGGGGGUGGUUUUUCUAGGACACUUCUAUACAUAAUUAUUGUAUCUUUUUUGAAAGACCCUCUUCUUUUUUUUUUUUUUUGGUUCAUAGAAUCGUCAAGUUUACACACUUUAUCGCGUGAUCAUCCUACAUAUAAUUGAAUGUCAUCAUUACGUGUAGAAGGAAAGAAAAAGAUAGGAAGAAUUUUUCUAUAAAAACUAAUCGUUCUUAUACGAGAAAUACUUCAAUACUGAUAUUCGAAUCUGGAAGGAUACAUAACAAGAUACAAGAUAGAAUAAUGCCUAUCAAAUGGAAAAAGUAACAUCUUCGGGGAAAAAAAAGAUUCAAGAUUCACGUUGUAAACAAAAACGGGAUCAUAUGUCAACGCGGAGGGUAGAAAAAUCGAGGUAUCUUGAUAAUCUUAAGAUCCUCGAUAAAUCAUCGAUGACAAAGAAAUAUGAGGACACUGUGGAAUCGUUAAAAAUUGUUAAACAAUUGAGGGAACGUGAUAAUAAUUCGCGUACAUUACCAAUUGGAAAUUAUAAUCAUAACGAUAAGAACAAUUAUCUAAGAGAUCAUAGUCCAUGUCUUCCGUACACUAUUAACACGGUUCAUCUACAAAAUCCUUACAAAUCACCUCAACGUCUCGAAGGAUACGCUUUACGUGACACCCAUUUAAAGGGUAUGUAUCGAUCGAGGGAAUCGACAUUAAGAUCAAGAUAUAAUCGGAAUAAUUUAGCUACGAGAGAAACGAUAAGUUCGAAAAAUUACGACCAAAAUGAAGAAAAACGUGAAAGUGUGAACAAUGUAAAAACGUGUUUAAAGAGUACAGAGAUCAAUACCAUUGUAAAACAGUAUUGCUUAAACAGUACUCUUCAUGGCUUACGUUAUGUUGGUGAUUCCAAAUUAUCAAUUGUAGAAAGAAUAUUUUGGAUUAUUUCUUUCACUGCUGCUGUAUUAACAGCAACAUAUUAUAUCUGGUCUUUGUAUGCAAAGUGGGUCACAUCACCCAUAAUAAUUUCAAUAAGUCCUGAGACUGUUUCCCUCGACGAUUUUCCAUUUCCUGCGGUUACUAUUUGCAAUAUGAAUAAUGUAAAAAAGAGUGAAGCAAUUCGUAUAGAAAAUGGGGAAAAUAUACAAGAGAAAUUAUUGCUAGAGGAUUUGUGUAAUUCAGAUAAUUCCUCUGUCACUUCUAAUUUAGGAAACAAAGGAUUAGAAUGGAAUGUCAUGCGACAUUUUAUGAUCAAUGUAUCUCAAUCAUGUAGCGACAUGUUAUAUUAUUGUCAAUGGCGUGGCAAUGCAACAGAAUGCGACAAGAUUUUUAAUCCUACUAUGACCGAUGAGGGUAUUUGUUGUAACUUUAAUUCUGUAAACCGUAAUCAUUUAUUUCAUGAUCCACGUGAUUGGCCCGAUUUAAAUAUUACUUUUUCCUUCGCUGGUAUCGAUUGGAAUCCUGAAAUUGGAUAUAAUGAAGAAGUUCCAUCGGAUACUAUACCAUUGAGAUCUUCCGGUGCUGGUCUUUAUUAUGGUUUAACUUUAGUUCUCGAUGCUAACAUUAAAGAAUAUUAUUGCUCUUCUACAGCUAGUGCAGGCUUUAAAAUGUUACUACACAGUCCUGUAGAAACACCAAAAAUUGCUGAUUUUGGGUUUGCCGUAGCUCCUGGCAAAGAAGUCAGAGUUAUAGUAUCUCCUAGAAUAUCAACAGCGAGUAAAAAUAUAUUAACUAUACCUAGGAAAAAACGAAAAUGUUUUUUCACAUCUGAGAGAAAUCUACGUUAUUACAGAACUUAUACGCAAAGAAAUUGUAUCUUAGAAUGUGAAGCUAACUUUACACAAGAGAUGUGUAACUGCGUCCAAUAUUACAUGCCAAAAUCGUCAAAUACUACAAUUUGUGGAAAGAAAGAUGAUGUGUGCGCUACUAAUGCACGAAGAGCAAUGGAAUCUAAACUCUACGAUGAUAAUCAGUUUAAUGUGACCGAAGUACCGAGCUGUAAUUGUUGGCCAGGAUGUUUUGAAUUGAGUUAUAACUUUGAGAUAUCCGAUAGCAAAUUGAUGUCCAAUUUUAAUGUUCAAGAAAAAUAUACUAAGAAGAGUAAAAAAUAUUUUACUGAAAAUAUGGCAGUGGUUCAUAUCUUUUUUGUGGAAUCUCAAUUUACCAAAUCUAUGAAAAAUGAACUUUUUGGAUUUACAGAAUUCCUUUCAAGUACAGGUGGUCUACUUGGUUUAUUUAUGGGAUUUAGUUUUCUUUCCUUUAUGGAAAUAUUAUAUUUCCUAACUUUACGAUUGUGGUGUCGUUUAAAAGAAAAUAAAAGUACUCCAUCACAUACGGUAGUUAAAGUACACCCUAUGGAUCAUGACCAAGAUUGUCCCAUUUAUUAUGCGUACCUUCAAUUUUAUUUGAAUUUCGCUUUAAUAUGUUCACUACCACAGUAAGAAGAAAAUUCCAAUCAUAAUACAGAAUUUAUUUUUCAUCUUGAUUACUUUCGUUAAUAUGCGACACUGAAUUCUUAAUGGAAAUUGAUGUGUGAAUAUGUUAAAAUACUGAUUUACAAUUAUAAUU